GGACAAACCGUAUGGAACCAUAACUGCUCAUAGAAUUAGGUACAGUACACCGCCACCGUCUGUCCGGUGCGCGCCAAACCCACCCUCUCUCUCAUCAUCAUCUUCUGUGCACCUUCUUCUUGUUUUGGUAGUCUGAAUUGUUCUUCUUUCAAUUCAAACUAUAUUCGUUGGUUGCAAAGUCAAAAAACCAAAAAAAAAAGAAAAAAACAAAAAAUGGCAACAACUAUGGCUUCUUCAUCGGUGUUCAACGGCGAGAGAGCCGUGGUUGUGCUCUUCAUCGCUCCUCUCCUCUUCGCCGCUCCUCUCUCUCUCCUCUCCGAAUCCCUCUCCCUCUCUCUCCUCACCCUCUUCUCCCUCUCCAUCGAGAUCUUCUCCGAAUCCUCCUCCAAUUCCCUCUCCCGAUUCAAGACCAGGAAAGGGGCUUCAUCAGGGAUUCUACUUGGGGCGGUUACGCUGCCCGGUCUUAUGCUUUCGAGGUUGAUACAGCUAUCGAGAGCUCUGUCGUUUCAUCAACUUGGAAAUCAAGAGUUUGAAUAUCUGCAGCUGCAAUAUUGGGCAACAUUUGCCUGCUGCUUCGGUGUGCUUGGUUUCCUUGGCUUCAUUCUUUGGCAGUCACCCAACAAUACAGAUCCCAUUUCUGCACAAAGUGGCUGGGGUGUGAAGUUUAGCUUAAGUUGCCUAGCCUUUUAUGCGGCAGUCUGUUGUGUGUUUUUUGCUACAAAAUCUCAUUUUGGCUGGUUCACAGCGUUAAAGUUAUUGUGGGUGCUAUGCGAGGGCGUUGCUGCUGUGAAAUUAAUUCAGCAUGUGGUUCGAACUUUCCCAUUUUGUGCCUCCAUUGGGGAGGCCCUUUUGGUGACUUCUGGUCUUGUUAUCUAUUUUGGGGACAUGUUUGCACUUACCUUUGCAAAGAUUCAUGGAUACUUGGUACCAUCAGAAUUGAUAUAUGUACAAUAUGGAAUCAAAAGAAGUGAGAUAAGCAUCAUUAUUCAGGGCAUGGUUGUUGGCCUUCUUCUUUUUCCAAUGUUCUUUAAAUUUGUUCUCCACAUUUGGGAAUGGUUUACAACUUCAGCAUACUCCAAAGCAAGGGCAUACCAUGAGAUUGGAAAAUCUGUUAUUUUCUAUGCUUCUCUGGCAUUUAUCUUGUUUGGAAUUGGUCCAAUAUGGAUGCAGCUCGUUCAAGAUUUUCACGUACAUCCUUUGUUAUGGGUGAUUAAUUUUGUUUUCUCGGAACCGCAUAAGAGGCUUUCAUUGUGUAUCUACUGGGUGGCUCUUAUAUGUGUGUCUGUCCAACGGUUUUACAACAUUUCAAAGAAUAGUAAGAUUGAGAGGAUUCUUCUUCGAAAAUACUACCAUCUGAUGGCUGUUUUAAUGUUUCUGCCUGCUCUUAUCUUCCAGCCGAAGUUUCUUGAUCUGGCAUUUGGUGCAGCUUUGGCGGUAUUCUUGGUCUUGGAAAUUGUUCGAGUAUGGAGAAUUCAGCCUUUGGGGCCACUCGUACAUCACUUUAUGAAUGCGUUUACAGACCACCGUGACUCAGAUCUUCUUAUUGUUAGCCAUUUUUCACUCUUAUUGGGCUGUGCACUUCCUAUCUGGAUGUCUUCUGGGUUCAAUGAUCGACCUCUUGCCCCUUUUGCUGGAAUUUUGAGCCUUGGAAUUGGAGAUACAAUGGCAUCAAUGGUUGGCCAUAAGUAUGGUGUCCUCAGGUGGAGCAAAACAGGCAAGAAAACCGUCGAAGGUACUGCAGCUGGCAUCACAUCGGUCCUGGCAGCUUGCUCAGUUCUCCUUCCACUUCUAGCAACAACAGGAUAUAUUUUUACUCAGCACUGGUUCUCUCUUCUCAUAGCUGUGAUCGUUAGUGGUUUGUUGGAGGCCUACACUGCACAACUUGAUAAUGCCUUCAUACCCCUCGUUUUUUACAGCCUUCUCUGUCUGUAACUGCAGAGCUUCAAUGACCGGUAAAAAUAAACAUACAUUAAUUUCUCAAGACGGCAAUAACCAAAUUCUUUCACAAUGUCCAUUUUUCUUGAUUUUCGGCUUCUUUGAGCACACCUUUUUCUUGGUAGGUAUAACUUAAAAGUUACUCGGCUUGUACAAUAGGUCUAUCUGAUCUUAGUUGUUUUAGACAACAUUUUGAUUAGGCUUAGGCUUGAAUUCAAUCUUCAUGUUGUACUAGAAAUUUGUUUUUUUUCAGUGUACAUAUGAAGGGCUAACCUUUACAUACACAUAUCUGGGAAGAAAUUGAAAAGAGUGAUACUAUAGAGAUAGGGAGUGAGAACUGUGAUUUUUUAUUCAAACAAUGUCAAUUAAUGAAACAUCCAAUGAGCCUUGUUGUCUCGCACUA
Molecule: messenger RNA, 2338 nt
Organism: Camellia sinensis
Lineage: Eukaryota; Viridiplantae; Streptophyta; Magnoliopsida; Ericales; Theaceae
Product: phosphatidate cytidylyltransferase family protein
Biological process (GO): dolichyl monophosphate biosynthetic process
Cellular component (GO): endoplasmic reticulum membrane
Molecular function (GO): dolichol kinase activity
Source: RefSeq, a predicted model, not a curated record